UGCUUAUCUAGCUCAAAGUUCACUUUCUAGCAGACAGGUGCUUGUUGAAAGUUACCGGAGCUGCAUUCAACUUCUGUGCUUUGACAAACCGAAGUGACAGCCAUACAAAAUGGUUGACUAUAAAGUAGUUGGGUCUGUUGCAUUUCUGGAAGUCAACAAUCCUCCAGUCAAUGCGUUGAGUCUUUCAGUGAGGGUUGGCUUUGUAGAAGGCAUCGAGCGGGCCAACAAGGAUAAAGCUGUUAAGGCCAUCAUCAUUAUUGGAUCAGGAUCCACCUUCAUAUCGGGAGCAGAUAUCAAGGAAUUUGGGAAGCCUAUGCGAGGGCCGGGCCUUGUUGAAGUGGGGGAACGCAUUGAGACCAGUGAGAAACCUGUUAUUGCUGGUAUCCAUGGCAAUGCCUUAGGUGGAGGACUUGAAAUAGCCCUGUUUUCACAUUACAGGAUUGCAUUGAAAAAUGCAAGAGUGGGGUUUCCUGAAGUUCUCAUAGGAAUACUACCAGGAGCUGCCGGAACACAGAGGUUGCCAAGGGUUACCACAGUGCCAGUUGCCAUGGAUUUGAUAGCAAGUGGACGACAUGUUGCAGCACCAGAAGCCUUGAAAUAUGGCAUUUUAGAUUGGGUUGUUGAAAAGGAUCUUCCUUCAGAGUGCAUAAAGCUGGCUUACAACAUCAUCGGCAAACCACUCCAUGAUCGUAGGCUACGUAACAGGCCAGUGACACCUGUGGAGAACUUUGCUGCUGUCUAUGAUGCUGCACUGGCGAAGGUGACAAGACGAUCCAAAGGCUUCAUAGCGCCAGUGAAAUGUUUACAAGCUGUAAAGGCGGCAGUAACAGCAGAAAGCUACGCAGCAGGGUUGAAAGAAGAAGGAAGACUCUUCAUGGACCUGAUGAAAUCUGGGCAAGCUCGAGCACUGCAGUAUGCAUUCUUUGCCGAGAGAGCAACAGCAAGGUGGCAGCUCCCCACUGGAGAAAACUAUAAGACGUGUAAACCUCUCCCCAUAAAGACCAUCGGCGUGAUUGGCGCAGGCACCAUGGGUAGCGGCAUCGCAGUGACAGCAUUGAGGGCAGGGCUGUCUGUGACAUUGGUGGAACAAGAGAGGAAGUUCCUGGACCGGGGAGUUGCGAUGAUCAAGUCUGUGCUGGAAGGCAGUGUCCGCCUGAACAAACUAAGUCCAAAGGCUAUGCAGAAGUCCAUGUCCCUGCUGAAACCCACUGUCAGCAUGGAUGACCUCCGUGAUGUCGACUUGGUGAUUGAGGCAGUCUUUGAGAAUCUCGACCUGAAGAAGCAGAUAUUUGGGAAACUAGACAAGAUUUGUAAAGCUGAGACAAUUCUUUGCAGCAACACGUCUUCACUGGACAUCGACAAGAUUGCGUCUGCAACAGAGCGCCCAGGCAGGGUGGCAGGGAUGCACUUCUUCGUGCCGGCCUACGUGAUGAGACUUCUGGAGAAUGUGUAUGGAAAAGCAACAUCGGGGACAACAGUUGCCACCAUCAUGCAGUUGGGGAAGAAGCUGGGACAGGUGUCCGUAUUGGUAGGCACCUGCAACUCUUUUGUGGCCAACAGAACCAUGUCAAAGUACGGCUCACAGGCAACGUUUCUGGUAGAGGAAGGAAGCCUGCCACAGGAAGUUGACCAGGUCCUCACAGACUUUGGUAUGCCCAUGGGGACGUUUGCUGUCGGAGACCUCUCAGGCCUGGACAUAGGUUGGAACAUCCGGACAGAAAUAGCUAAGGCGCAGGGCAUGAACCUGACCUUUGCUACCCGAUACAUGGGCGGUGACCAGUACAGCUCUCUGUCAGACCGACUGGUCCAGAAAGGUCGUAUUGGACGCAAAGUGGGGAAAGGUUGGUACAAGUACGACAAACCUAAUGGCAAGGUCGCCACCCCUGACCCAGAGGUCACUCAGAUAGUACUGGAUCACUGCAAGGAGCUUGGCAUACAGCGACACAAAAUUUCACCUCAGGAGGUGGUUGAGAGGACAAUGUAUGCAGCAGUGAACGAAGGCUUCCGUUGUCUGGAGGAUGGAGUGGCAGCUAAACCUGAGGACAUUGACGUCUGCUGGCUUCUCGGUUUCGGAUUUCCACGGUACCAGGGUGGACCAAUGUUUUAUGCCAGUCAAGUUGGUCUGCGAAAUGUGUACGACAAAAUAUGCCAAUUUCAUGAGCGCUUCCCCAACCAGAGUAUCUGGAUGCCCAGCUGAACUACUUCGUCGACUAAGCAGGUCCGAGGUCACCCCACCGAUGAGCAAAUGGACCAUGCAGACUGCUAGUAAACUGUGAUCAGCAAGACCAGCCAACCAGUGAACACUGUGCCUUAUAUUACCACGAUAAUCAGACACUGUUUUCAAAGAUUUUUGUGCAUUGCUUAUGUGACAUUCUGUGGAUUUAUCUGGUCCAAUGUUGAAACCAAAGGUAUUUCAAAGCCUUAAUUUUACUGAUACCAGGAUCAUGGACACAGUGGUUUUGGAACUUCAUUUUGGCUCCAUUCAAUUAUAGCAUUGAAUCCAGUGCUGACGUACAUCUGAAGUUAUGAAUAUGGAUUUUUAAGAUUUCGUACUUAAUGUUUUCCAAUUAACCAGCUUUUAGUUCAGUCUUUUGGAAUCUGAAGACAACGGUUGAAAACCUAUUUUGUUGUUUGUUUAAUGGCCUGAAACAUGUGGCCAACAAUCGACUUUUCUGGUUUUCAUCUCAUCAGUUCGCAAUCAUUCAUCUUCAGCCAGUAAUCAGCGUUUAUAGACAUAAUAUAUACCCGAGAACUUAUUCCAAUACUACCUGCUGAAUCAAAGACACAAAGUAAUACACGCUUCAUUAACCAAGAACUGUAUGACUGCCAUUAGAUGUUCGUAUAAUAAUCUUUGUGAUAUUUCAUAUAUUGACAGAGUGAAAUCAGAAGUUAUAUCUAUCUAUUCUUAUAAGGCUGUGAUCUAUUUUUCGAUUUUCAUCCACAAGUUCAUACAAUCAAUGCAUUUGAGUAAGAAUGCAAUAUGUUGUUUGAUUUUCAUCCAUAUUUUAUGAAGAAAGUCAAACAAGAGGAAGAUAUAUUUCUUUGUAUUUUGUAUUCUUUUUCAGCUUUUCAAGUUAUUUGUCAAGGCAUUUGUAUUCAGAUCAGACUGAUGUGAAGUGUGAAUGUUUUGACAAGGAUAUGAUGUAUUUCAUCAAGCGAAGAAUGAAAGGAAAAGUAAUUACAUGGGGUCAACAGAUUCAUGUGAAGUGGUGUUUGGUAGUGAGGGAGGGCGUAAAUGUACCGGUACCCAGGAAUUCAUUAUUGUGGCCAGACUAUAUUGUUUUCAUGAUGCAUAAAGCAAGCAAUGGUCAGUUUAAUCAUAUUUUACAAUUGUUAAGUUUACAUUUUGCUUGUGAACUACUGAAUGAUUUGUUUAACAAUUAUUGAAUAAAUUUUCAUGUGAUCAUAA
Haliotis rubra (blacklip abalone) is the source of this 3409-nucleotide messenger RNA. RefSeq names its product peroxisomal bifunctional enzyme-like. The transcript is spliced from 18 exons. Gene Ontology annotation, molecular function: (3S)-3-hydroxyacyl-CoA dehydrogenase (NAD+) activity; NAD+ binding. The record is from RefSeq and is a predicted model, not a curated record. Gene Ontology annotation, biological process: fatty acid beta-oxidation. Gene Ontology annotation, cellular component: peroxisome. The coding region runs from base 110 to 2197 and encodes 695 amino acids. NCBI's taxonomy places the organism in Eukaryota, Metazoa, Mollusca, Gastropoda, Lepetellida, Haliotidae.